Messenger RNA from Pichia membranifaciens NRRL Y-2026, 543 nucleotides. RefSeq lists its product as hypothetical. The record is from RefSeq and is a predicted model, not a curated record. NCBI's taxonomy places the organism in Eukaryota, Fungi, Ascomycota, Pichiomycetes, Pichiales, Pichiaceae. Gene Ontology annotation, molecular function: structural constituent of ribosome. Bases 1 to 543 code for a protein of 180 amino acids. Gene Ontology annotation, biological process: translation. Gene Ontology annotation, cellular component: ribosome. The transcript has a single exon.
AUGUACGCCUCCUUGAGAACCACCACCGUCAGAUCUGCGCUACGAUUCUCGUCUGUCUCGGCGAAGAGAUGCUCCAGCCCAAUAGUCGUGAGAUUCAACUCGACUGAGGCUGCGCCAGUCCAGGCUGCUGUGGACCCAAAGAUCCAAUCCAUUGUCGACUCGAUCUCCACACUCACCCUUGUUGAAACCUCGUCUUUGAUCAAAGCUUUAAAAUCGCAGCUUGAUAUCCCAGAUAUGGCUUUCCCCGUCGGCGGUGCAGCUGCUGCUCCAGCAGCUCCAGCUGAGGCGGAGGCUUCUGCCGAGGACGCUGCUCCUGCUGCAGCCGAGAAGACCAUUUUCAACGUCAAGUUGGAGAGCUUCGAUGCCAAGACCAAGGCCAAGGUCAUCAAGGAAGUCAAGGGCUUGCUCGGCUUAUCGCUUGUCGACUCCAAGAAGUUCGUCGAAGCCGCUCCAAAGGUCUUAAAGGAAAACGUCGCCAAAGAAGACGCAGAAAAGAUCAAGACGACCCUAGAAGGUUUGGGUGCCAAGGUCUCUUUAGAAUAG